This is a messenger RNA of Portunus trituberculatus (swimming crab), 3510 nucleotides long. RefSeq lists its product as uncharacterized. The transcript has 5 exons. Lineage: Eukaryota; Metazoa; Arthropoda; Malacostraca; Decapoda; Portunidae. Gene Ontology annotation, biological process: nervous system process; regulation of membrane potential; monoatomic ion transmembrane transport. Gene Ontology annotation, cellular component: synapse; membrane; neuron projection. The coding region runs from base 88 to 2700 and encodes 870 amino acids. The record is from RefSeq and is a predicted model, not a curated record. Gene Ontology annotation, molecular function: neurotransmitter receptor activity; extracellular ligand-gated monoatomic ion channel activity; protein binding.
UUAAUUGAAGGCCCUGGAACGCUUGAGAACAUAGCCAUAUUGAUCCUUAUUGACUUGCAUUCUUCUUUCCUUCCUCGCAAAAGUGAAAUGGCGCAGCGUCAGUCUGGGUGUUGCUGGGGACGAUGUGUUGGUGUCUGCUGGAUCGCCGUGACUCUCCUACUGACGGUGGUGACGGUGCUGACUCCAGCAUCGGAGGGCGUGGCGGUGGUAGCCCUACACGAGUAUCGGGCUUACCUGAUGGCAUGGCAGGAGAAGGCUGGCGGGAGCGCGGGAGUGUCUCUGUGUGGACUGGUACAACUCCUUACCACGCAGAUCGAGCUCAAUGCGACCGUCAUGCAUAUCUCCGCCAACAACGUCACUCUUGUCACUGUUGGUUUGCGCGAUUACGGGAUGAACAUGACGGUGAAAGUGAAUAACAAUGAACAAAGCGUAGGGACCUUCCUGGAGGGGAGAGCGUGGACCCCUGUGUGUGUAGGAGUGUGCCAACAGCCUGCCAAUGACACCCCGGGACGCCCCACAGCACCCACCACCGCGCCACACCACGCCUACGUUUACCAGGCGUGGGUGAGUGUUAGUGGGCACGUUACAACCUUGGGGGAGGUGGAGGUUUCAAGCAACGCCACCGUGUUGUGGGGUUACCAUCUGGGCAGCCAACUUUAUGACUACCAUUCCUUCAACGGGUUUGUAGCAGCUGUGUCUCGCAGUGCAUCCCUCAAUGAUCCCGCCCUUCUGCCCUCCUCCUGCCUCGCCAUGGUCCGGGUGGCGGAAGAUAUGAAGUCCCUAGAAUCCUGGAGGCGGUUUGGCAAUAUAUUCUUGGAGGAGAUGGAUGACACCGUGGUUUGUGAAGAGGAGGAGCUUGAUGUGACGCUAACAGGCCCGAUGGAUUACGAGAACUUUGACCGGCGGUGUCGGGGACUGGGUGGUCGGCUACUGACGCAGGACGAAAGGGAUCAGGGAAGGGAUAUGGAGGCAGGGCAGCUUCAGGAGGAGGAAAAAAUGGACCAGAAUAGCGAUAUAAAUGAAACAGGACUAGUGAAGAAGGAGGAAGUGGAUCAAGGCAAGCAGCUGUACACAUAUCUAUUCUCCGGUGACAGUGCUGAUCUCAAUAGCACUGCUCGCUGCACCGCACUAGUCGGAGAUAGCGUCACUGAGCUGCCCUGCGUGACUGACCUCCACUCUACCCUUUGUCGUGUGCCCGCCUCUCUCCUCUACACACUCUUCGGCGAUAUUGAAGGCUUUGAUCACCAUUACACCCUGAAGCUUGUCCCCGAGGGCUUUUUCUUCGAGGGCAGGGAUGGCUUGAGCAAUAUCAGCGAGGUGGAUGGGGCGUGGGUGCUGUGGUCCAGUCUGCACCACAGAAGAUGGAAUUUGAUGCACUCCUGGCCUAUGGGACGGAGGCAGUGGCGGUCACCACGGCCCGCCAUGAUCACUCCUCUCACUCUCUCUUCUUGUAAUUCCCUUGAGUUCUCCAGUAACGACGGUCUGUGUUACCUGAGUUACUUCCGCUGCGAUGGGCUCCUCCAGAUAACGGACGGCAGUGACGAGGAGAGCUGCCAUGUUCCUUUUUUUAUCCCCUCGGAUGACCAGAGGAGCUUCAACCCUUUCCCGGAGUUCAGCCGCUCAGAAGUGGAGUAUACCAUGGACAUCAUCAACAUCGGCAAAAUGACGUCACUGGAGGACAUGGCGGUGAUGGAGAUUCUGUUUGACUUUUCCUGGCACGAUUAUCGCCUCAAUUUCGUCUUUCACAACGAGCUGGACAACAUAUUCCCUUGCAUGCACGCGUGGACGCCGCAUGUGCUUGUGUUUGCUGGCUCCCCCGCAGGCCAGAUGAUCCAUAGCAAGUCUACCAGCUCCAAGUGUUAUGUUCGCUGGCACAACGAGGGGGAAACGCUCCGCCACCACCGCAACCUCACUGACCCAUAUAUGAGCAGGCAACCGGAGAAGAACGCGAAGAUCUGGAUAAGGAAAAAGGAGAGACUCCACCUCGCCAGCCCAUGUAACCUCAGACUUGACGCUUUUCCCUUCGGACAAUACCAAUGUAAAGUGAUGUUCGAACUCGGCACAGAUGAGCAAAUGAAGUGGGUACAAAAGACAGCCUUGGGAGACGACUACCAGCUGCACUACUCCGGGAAGUUAGAUCUUUAUGACUACAUGCUAGACAAGAUUACCGUUAGCACUCGUGUUCAUAGACUCACCCUCACUCUUUAUAUUUCAGGCCAGCCAGCUCACCAUGUUCUGAAUAGCUUUGCCCCGAGUGCCUUCAUGUUUUUAAUCAGUUAUUCCACCUUUUAUUUCCCUCUCACGGAUUUCAACGAGAGAAUCAUGGCCUCUCUGACUUCCCUUCUCGUGUUGGUUAGCCUAUCCGCCCAGAGUUCAGGAAAUUAUGUUAGAACACCCUAUUUAAAAGCGAUCGACUUAUGGUUUGUCUUGCUCAUCAUCUACUGUUUCUUGGUGAUCAUUUGUAACGUGGUGGUCAACGCUCUGUUGGUGAGAGAGAAUGAGAUGAAACCUAUUCUGGUGAUGAAGAUUAGCCCGUCGGGGUUUCAAGGGGAGAGGAAGAGGAGGUGUAGGUUUGGAUGCAUCUCUUCUCUUGCGUUCAACGCUAUGAGCCGUGUGAUGUUAUCGCUCCUUUUCAUUGCUACUCUCAUUGGUUAUUUCAUAAGAGCACUUGGGCUCCUUAAUCUUAACCUUAAUUUCUAGUUCUCGUGUCUGUGUGUUGAACUACUGGUAGAGAGAGAGUGUAGGUCCUAUAUGUUGUACAGUAGGUAGGCUAUCUCUCUCACCCCUCGUGGCUGUGUGUUACGGGAGAAAUGGUAUCAUAUUAACUCCUUCAGUACUGGGACGCUUAUUUACCAUGAGUUUUGGGAGUGAUUAGACGAUUUUAUCUACGUUACGAACUGUCUAUGGACAGAAGAUUAAUAGCCAGAGUCUCCACUAUUCUAAUCCCUACCUGAGUUUUUGAAGCUGUAUAAAGUCGCCAAAUAGUAAGCAGAAUGAAUAUGGAAGCGCGUCAUGGUACUGAAAGGGUUCAAGUCACGGCACCCUUCCUGAGACGCAACUAAUCGCUCUGACUGAAUUAAAAGUCUGUGAUCCUUUAUGCACUCUAGUUAUUGCGAUCGUAUAACACUAUUAGUACUCUAUCGUCUGUUGUGGAUGUCACAUGUAUUCCGUAGGAAAUGUGGCGUAGGAAAUUUGGCGCGCCGCUCUUCUGACGCCACCUCUCCGCAUGUUUUCAUACAUUACCGUCUUUUUCUUAUCACAUCACUCACCCCGAAUGGUUUUGUCCAACGAUAUUAGUUCAUUGUGGUUGUUAUUCUGGUAAGUGAUCUGAUUACAUGAAAAACAGUAUAAUAGAUGAUCUAUAUGUAUUCUAGCUCUUCAAGACGUAAAUUUGACACACUGUAAUGGGAAAGUACCUACUCGUAGUAAGUACUCGUUUCCUUAUAGACACCAAACUAUGUUGAAAUAUAUCGCAAAUCAACAGAAUUUCAGUUUUUCAUUAGUGUGACA